This is a messenger RNA of Coturnix japonica (Japanese quail), 7994 nucleotides long. It is a transcript of the gene GDA, whose product is annotated as guanine deaminase. Lineage: Eukaryota; Metazoa; Chordata; Aves; Galliformes; Phasianidae. Gene Ontology annotation, molecular function: guanine deaminase activity; zinc ion binding. Gene Ontology annotation, biological process: guanine catabolic process. The record is from RefSeq and is a predicted model, not a curated record. Gene Ontology annotation, cellular component: cytosol.
GAGAUGGUGACAGCUCCAGGAAGCCACGCUCGGCAGCGGCAGACAGCGGGAAGCAGCUGGCCGCAGCAGCACUCCUACCAGCGCAGCCGUCCCCGCUAUGGGCUCCCCGCAGCGCCCUCCGCUCGCCCAUGUCUUCAGGGGCACCUUCGUGCACUCCCGGCCCGACGCGCCCAUGGAGAUCCUGCACGGCCGCCUGCUGGGGGUUGACGACGGCGGCACGAUUGUGUUUCUGGAGCAAGCUGAUCAGCAGGAGCAACUGGCCAAGAAGUGGGGAUUCAAAGCAUCUGACAUAAGAGAAUUGACUCAUCAUGAAUUCUUUAUGCCAGGACUGGUUGAUACCCACAUUCAUGCUCCUCAGUACUUAUUUGCUGGUACAAGAGUAGAUCUACCUCUUUUGCAGUGGUUAACUACUUACACAUUCCCAACAGAGGCGAAAUACAAAGAAAGUGAUUUUGCAGAAGAAGUGUACACCAGAGUUGUUAGAAGAACUCUGAAGAACGGCACCACUACAGCUUGCUACUUUGCAACAAUUUACACAGAUACUUCUCUUCUUCUGGCUGACAUCAUAGAUAAAUUUGGGCAAAGAGCAUUUGUUGGCAAGGUCUGUAUGGAUAUGAAUGACGCUGUACCACUUUAUAAAGAGACUACAGCUGAUUCUGUUCAAGAGACGGAAAGGUUUGUUAGAGAGCUACUGGAAAGGCAAUAUCCAAGGGUACUGCCCAUAGUAACCCCCCGCUUUGGCCCUUCCUGCACAGAAGAUUUGCUACGUGCACUUGGUGAUUUGGCACAAACUCAUGAUCUCCAUGUGCAGAGUCACAUAAGUGAGACUGAAGAAGAACUCAAAGUUGUGGAGAAUAUGUUUCCUGCCUACCAGAAUUACACAGAUUUGUAUGAUAAAAACAAGCUGCUUACCAGCAAGACAGUGAUGGCUCAUGCCUGUUAUCUGUCUGAAGAAGAGCUGGAACUUUUUAAUCUUCGAGGAGCUGCAGUUGCACAUUGCCCUAGUUCUAACUUUUCGUUGCGCAGCGGCAUCUUAAACGUAAGAAAGGUUUUGAAGCACAAUGUGAAGGUUGGCCUUGGCACAGAUGUUGCUGGUGGAUAUUCAGCUUCUAUGCUUGAUGCAAUCAGGAAAACGGUGAUAGCAUCUAAUGCCCUUAAAAUUAAUAAAGUGAGUGAAACAGGACUAACUCUUAAAGAAGCUUUUCAACUAGCAACUCUAGGAGGAAGCCAAGCUCUAGGACUGGAUGAUAUUAUUGGGAACUUUGAGGUUGGCAAAGAAUUUGAUGCACUGCUGAUCAACACUAAAGCCUCAGACAGCCCUUUCGACUUGUUCUCUACUGAUACCUUUGAGGACUGUCUCCAGAAGUUCCUCUAUCUUGGUGAUGACCGGAAUAUUUCUGAAGUGUACGUGGCUGGGAAGCAAGUGGUUCCUUUUUCAAGUUCAGUAUAAAUCCAUUCCCCUUUUGCAAAAUGUUCUGCUGAUUACUCUGUAUCUGAUUUGGAAAAUAUUUGUUUAAAACAGUGCCUGAUCAUUUUGGAAUGACACCUCAUUUCUGUUUCAAAUCUUGCAAAUUUGAAAAAUUCUGUUAGACCUUUCAGGAAUUGUGUGACCAACAUUGUCACAGUUCUAAGAGAAAACAGACUUCUAAAUUUGUCUGUAAAAAAAAAAAUAACAUGUGCAUGGACAAGGAGUUUGGUAAGAUUCUUACUUCAAUAAAUAAUUGGUGUUCCUUUCAGUUAUACCAUAGAAAGUAUUAAGAAGAGCAAGGAAGCUCUCACUGCCUGUAUGGUAUUUUAGUUGAAAAAAUGGCCAGUGCAAGUAAAUUGUUCUUGCAAAUAAUGAAUGUCACAGAAGAAUGUAAUUUCCUUUAUAUUAUCACCAAGUAUGGAAAAAUUAGUGGCAUUUGGGGGCAUUUGAUAGUGUUUUUCAUUUUUGUUUAUCCAUGUGGUUAAUUUUAAAAUACUGACUUCUUUUAGAACAUAAGAAGUGUCUAUCUAUACGUAACUAAGAGUUCUGAUUAUCAUCUAGCUCAGGUUUGUCAUAGUAGUCAGAUAGAAGAGAACUGGUGGAAGAAGAAAGUAAAAAAUACACAACUGGUCCAAGAGCUGCAAGUAAAGGAAGACUGCACAGUUCUGUGAUGCUAUAAGCUGAAGCAGCAUUUUCCUAAAUGUUGCUCUGGCAUCUGGAAGCAGUCUGCUCAAUCUUCCACUGCUUCUAUAUCCAUUUGACUAAAUCUGCUUCAGCUAGGCAACCACUGAAUGAAACUUGUGAUAACCCAAAGGCAAGUCUGGAGAUGCCUGAGUGGGCUUCUCUGUGGCAGAAAAUGAAUGGAUUCUUUUGGACUAGUGGGAGUGCUUCCUCUGGUUCAGCCUGUUAUAGAACCUUACCAAAUUCAUUUCCUCCUGACUGUUUAGACUAUGAGUGAUAACGGUUUCCCUUCUCCUUUCUGUAGCAGAAUUGGGUAGGUUUAAAACAAAACCCGCCAGAAACAGACUGUCUCUGGCUGUUACCGCCUUUCACUUGAGGUGUAAUUCCUUAAUGAAAGAAGCAAUUCAGCUUUAAUGUGCUUUUUCCUUUCAGCACUGGAACAGUAACUACAGCCCUGUACAAUGCUAGGUAAAAAAUGUGCCCUUUUAAUUUUGGUAGUCUGUGUUCUUAAAAAGUCUAUUUUCCUACUUGUUAUUACAGCUUUUUUAAAUUGCAAGAUUAGUUUGAGAAUGGGGAUACUUCUUGUUUCUUUAUUAUGGUUGUGUUUUUUUGUUGUUUUAUUUUGUUUUGGUUGUUUUGCAGUGCAAAGGAUAUAAGCUUUAAUGUUAGUGUUAGUGGAGACAAUAUUGCACUACCUGCUAUACAUACUUCUUGAGUAUGGUUUUAAGGCCUGCUUCAAACACCUUUGAUUUUGAUGUGCUUUAUUUCAUACCUUUAUCUAUCUGUCUGAUGAUAUAAAGGCACAGCACUUCCCUGUGCUUCUAGAACAAGAGAGGUAACUGCAUGAACACCUAAAUUUCUGUCUGUAUAAGGGAACGUUUGGUCUGACAUCACUAACAACUUGCUCUGACUUAAAGCUUUGUCAGAGCUUACACACUGUGCAGGUUAUGACUACAUGAGAUAGUAUAGUGGAAACAUAACCUAGACUAGGCAAAGAACCUGGAAUCUUUUUCAGUGUUUGUGUUUUUUAUUUGUUGUUUGUUGUUGUUGUUGUUUUGCUGUCACGGAGUAGCCCUACUGCACAGCAUGGUAUUUUGGCUUGCAUAUGCCACCCUAAAGCAGCUGCACUGCUUGCUCAUUUAGAGCUAGCUCAGGUAAUUUCAGAUGGCACUGCUCUGUGCCAUAUGUUUGCCGAGUUACACUCUUUGUUUCCAUUAUGUUCAACCAUUGCUAAGGCUUUAGGAUUAGAGAUUUAAAGAUUAAUAUUUCAUAUUCCAUCAGGGUGUCAUAAAAGUUUUGUUUUUCACAUAUCCCUGUAACCUACAUAGUAGCAGACUUUCUUUGCAAAUACAGCCUGCAGUUCUUUAACUCAGAUUCCUGAUUCAGGGAGCGUUUUUCCUCAUGAAUUUUGACAUGAAUUUAAUUGACCAAAUUUCACAUUCCAAAACCAAAGAACUGUGAGAGACAUGUUUUAAUCCUUCAGCUACUGUCUGAAACUAUUCUUAAGGAGUUGCAUGGUUUGCAGCUUUGACUUUCCUGCAGGAAUGUAUUCUGGGAUAAAGAUGACGCAGCCUUGUGUACUAUGUAUGUUCAUGGUGUAGUACUUUGCUUCCAGAGCUAUGAAUUAUAUCAGCACUUUUAUUUUAGUGAUAGUCUAAGCUGUGCCUGACUUUAGUACUAUUUUGUGGUAGUGUUAAGAAUGUGAUUCAGUGUUUGUUUCAAAUAUAUGGAGAGAGGGAGGGGAUGAUUAUUUGCAAACUAGGAGUACAGAAAAAAAGCUUUAACAAUCUCACCACUGACUGCUGGUGGCCCAAUUACAAAGGGGCUCUCUAGAAUAUCUGCUGGGAAUAACUUCUGGCUUUGAAUAUUGGCAUCUCAUAAGAGUUUGGCUCUUGCUAAAUUCCAGGACAAGGCAGGAAUUCAGAUUCUUGAUUACUGCUUUUCUGACUACCCAGACUUAGAAACAGAGAAUCAAUGUUCCAGAAUCUCAGCUGGGGGAGGAACACUGCCCACAAGUAGUAGUGUCAUGGGCUUCCUGCAGCACUGUACAUUGCUGGUGACAAGCCUGAAUUUGGUUAGAGGGAGCCAGUGGAAGAACUGAUACAGCCGUGUAAGAAACACAAUGGAAGGUGUCUUCAAAAGUAGCAUCUAAAUAGAAUUGAAUGAUGUAAAAAUACUGUAAAGCCAGGGAAAAGCUCCUUAGAGGUAGACCCAGACCUUUCCAUAGAAGGUAGCUUACACAUAGAAAGAGACUCCUUUAAGGAGAUACAGAGGAUGUAGUACUCAGACUUCUCUGAAGCCAUUUUGGGGAAGGAUCCUGCUGUGAAGUAUUUAUUAGCCCUCAGGAUUCUUUGGCAAUGUGCAGAUUGCCAAGAUGCUUUGUGCAGUUGGAGAAUAUCAGUAGGUGAAAGCAGUAACUGCUGAGACUUGUAGCUCUGCACCAAUGCCUACAUAUGGUCUGAUUCCUUGUACUCCACUACAUAUGUGGUUUGAAGCAAGCCAGGUCAUUGGUGCAGACUCUUACCAUCUCUGUUAGAGGCUGUAUUUGGUGUGUGACUGCACCUCCAGUGUAGCUUCCUCCAAGAGAAAAUUUUGUUGUAUGCCAAAACCACACUGCAAGCAGAAGCAGUGUUCAGUUAUUGGUGUGUAAACGCUACAACUGUCUCAAAAAAAAAAAAAGCUAAUGGACAGUAUUCCCCCUCCAUAUUCGCUGGCAUAGAAGACAAAGCAACUUCUUUUCUCCUCCUUCUUUCAUAAUAAUAAUAAUAAUAAUAAUUUUAAAAAAAUAAUAAAAAAAAAACAAUAAAAAUAAGGCAACCAUACACUAUGGGGGCAUGACUAAGAAGAAGAAAACAUCAGGAUAAUUUUCAGUCAGCAUAAACUGACAUUGUGCUACUGACAUAAGAUAGAGCCUCUGGAAAAAUGUACAUGCAGCUGUUUCCAGAUGUCAGUCCCCAUUAGUUCUCUUGACAGAUUGUGGAUGAGAUCUUUAUUUUUGAUGUCUCUUUGUGUUCAGUGUCAGCCCACCAUUCAGACAGAGAAAAAUAAGGGUAAUUUGUGGAAAGCUUGCUUGUUGGGACAGUAUGCUUAAUGUGUUCUAUGUUCGGAUGAGCACUUAUUUAUUAUAAAUGGAGUGUAUUUGAAUUACUUUUAUAUGUUGAUCUCAUUGUGUCACUUUAGGUUUUGAUUAUUAAUGAAAUGCGAGUAAGUAUCGCUUAUGCAUUAUGCAGCGUUAUUUGAAUUAUUCAUGUGUGGCAAGUGGAGUUCUGCACUUUAAAAUGUUGGCUUGGCCUGGUGUUUAUAUUUAUUCUGUGCUUUUAUGCAAUCAGAAAGCUUUAUGGGGGAAAAAACUAUAUUUGUUCUUUGUGCUUAGCAUUUUCAUUAUUGUAAGUGGAAUUCAUUUCUAAAAGAAAUGUUAAAACGACCCCUUUUAUAAGUCUGUACCUAAUUAUGCACUCAUGAGUGAAACAACUAUAAUGGUUUUGUAAAAUCUGACAUGAAUAGCAAUGUUACACUUAAAAAAUAUUUACAGAAAAAUAAUUUUUAAUCUAAUUAUGAUUAUGCAGUGCAGAUUAGUAAAAGUUAAUCAGUCUUGCUAUGUAUCUUCAAGUCCACUGAGCAAAGACUAUAACUUUUUCUGAUUAUGCAUUAAAGAAGAGUAUGAAUGCUUUGAAAAACAAAAUGUUUAGAUUCUUUCAGAGAAUAGCUCGUUUUAAUAUGAAAUUACAUUAGCAAAAGUACUCAGAGAAAUCGUAAAAUUUUUUUUUUCAACAUUUCCAUAAACAAUCUGUAACAGAUAAGUUGGGCAGCUUUUAAAAUUAUACUGGAUUGGUAUAAAUAUGUACUCUUGCAUUAUGUGCAGUCCUGUGCUUAGCACUGAGCAACUCAUCUCUAAGGAGAUGGUGCACAAGUGGAAGGAAUUCAGGAAAACUCAAGGGACAUGGGAAAUUUGAGAAGGGACUGGGAAAAAAUAUAACUUGAAAAGGCAGCAGAAUGCAAAAUAAUGCAAAGCAGAAAGAAGCUAGAUCAGAGAAAGUCAUGCAGACACAAUGACAAGCUAAUGAAGUUUUAGGUGGGAAAUGCUAAGGAAAGAAAAAAAAUUUCAAGCACAGUUCUGUUAAAUCACAGACUUGAUUUCUUCAGAAAGUCAUCAAGGCCCAGGGACAGAACAAAUUUCCAGAGGUAAGCAGCUAUUUAUAUGCUUAAGUUACCAUGGCUAAUUGUGAUGCUUUUCCUCUCUCUCAAACUCUACUUCAAGAUUUAAACUAAAGCUAAUUGCAACAACUCCAAAAGAAACCUAAUAUAAUAUUAUGUUUUAUCCAAUGAAACAUGAAGACGUCCUGGCAUUCAGCAGGUCAGAUAGUAAAGUUGACCUUAGGGGAGCACCUGUACUGCCUCAUGCAACAUCCCCUGUCACAUGCCUCAUGGUGCAACUAUGACAGAGUUCAACAACACAGGAAUGCAAGCCUCUGGCAUAACCAGAGUCCCUGCAAGUAAGCUGAUUCAGUUAUCAAACUGUUUUGAAGUUCAGAACGCACAGAGAGUGCAGCACAUUUUAAAUUGCACAAUCAGCUUGAAAUGUCAGUUCACUGCCUAAGAGUGAUCUCACAUGUACUAGGAACUUUGUCCUAAAGCUUAUUUUUGAGCCCUGUUAAUAUGUGUAAAACAACUCCCACUUAUUUCAACAGAAAAGCCAGCAAAUGACAUCUGCUAGGCUCUAUUUACAACAUAAACAACAGCAAGAAAAGCAGCUCUUGGGAGACCAAAAGGGCAUCAGCAACAAUCUGUUGUGUAAGGUUAAUAAAACAGUUAGUUUUCCUCGAAAGGCUGAGCAGUGGCUUUGGAGGCUAUUUUCCAGAAAAUUUCAAGAAAAACUUUUUUUCUUGGAAAGUGUCCUAAGCAGGAGUGGAUCCUAAGCCAUGAGAUCCUCUGUGACUUCUGCAGAGGCAGUGAUUUGUGCAGACAUAAACACAACAGUUGUGCCUAGAGUCAUCCUUUCUUUCUGCUCAAGACUUAGACUUGUUUAUUUGGUUUGUGGUUUCUCACGGACUUCAUUCUAGUUGGAAAAUAGCUAGGGUGAAUGAAUACAGUUGUGCUUGAAAAGCAGUCUCAUAGCCACCCACCUAACAUUUAAAAGAUCUGCCCCAUCAGAAAAGUAUUAUGCAGCUUGUGGGCUCAGUGUUUUGGCUUAAUGAUUUGAGUCAGCUGGUAACAAACACAGCCAAGACCAGAAUGUAAACUGUGAGCAGCUGACAUAAACAGAAAUAUAUUUUACCUUGGUCUGCACUUGAGCUGCUGAAAGCCUUGAUUAGCCACAAGACCUUAGGCGCCUUCAGAUAAAAAACUGAGCCUUCACUAGAAGGGACCAAUAUUUCUGUUAACUAAGCUUUUUAUUUCUGUGUCUGGCUGAUCUCUGGCUUUUGAGCUGAGCUGUGUGUCCAUUAAAAGCUUUUGCUGAAGGAGGUUUUAAAAAGUGGUUACAUGUUCUUGUUAUCUGUUAAAGACAGCAGCAGGGAUACUGUCAACCAUUGCUUCAAUAAGAGCCUUCUUUCCCCAGAGGAGAAAUGACGUCUCAGUGGAGUGAGCUUUUCUGAUUCUGGUCCUUGGUUUUGUCAGCUUGUCAUCUGUUUGUAGGUUCUGGUUGGUUCUUUUCUGAAAAAUGUCUAUCUGGAGUUAGGCUGUUGAAUUCCUCCUACCUGUUCUGCUCAUGUGUAAUUUCAAGAAAGAGCAAUGUAUUUGGAAAAAAUGGUAUACGUGAUUUCCUUUGUUCUGCUUGUUUUUGAUCAUGCUAAAUGGGAAUUGAUGUACUGUUGAAACAAAAUAAAGUGGCCUUGUGUUUACACCA